Messenger RNA from Ostreobium quekettii, 223 nucleotides. Lineage: Eukaryota; Viridiplantae; Chlorophyta; Ulvophyceae; Bryopsidales; Ostreobiaceae. The record is from the annotation of a GenBank genome assembly.
AUGAAUCACAGUGGUGAUGAGCCCGUGGGUGGAUCGGCCCAGGGCGUUGAGCGGAGAGCUGAUGGCAAUGGGGCCUCGGCGGCCGUCUGCGGGGAGAGUUGCCGGGCGGGGCCGGCCAGGGCGUCGGCGGGGGCGGAUGCAAAAAAGCUGACGCGCACGAGGUCCGGGAAGACGUUCCACGUGACGUUCACGCCGUCGGCGGGCGAUCGGCAGGCGUCGGCAG